AUCUUGACCAUGUCCACAACCCAUCCACCUUUUGUUGCUCAUGAUCCCAAGCAUAUCGACCCAGAGAAACCCCGACGUGCGACGCUGGCGACUGUGCCAGACAUGUUUCGAUUCGAGUUCAGCUAUUUGAGAAGCAUCCAACCGUUCGUUCAGCUUGUGCCUUGGAAAGGCAAGGGGAAGGCAGGGGAGCAAGCUACAACGGAGCUCGCUAUCCAAUGGCUCCAGGUUGGUUGGGUGACGGCGCGAGACCAAGUAUUCAGUCCUUUUGCGCAAGGAGCAUUGUGGGCAAUUGCUGGCUACCUCUUUACCCCGCUUGCGCAGUCUUUCAUUCCUCAUCGUCCAGAGGGCGGAUUUUCAACGUGGCUACGAGCAUCUGCGCAACGCCUAAGGCUAACAACCCCUUCUCGACUAUGA
Mycena indigotica is the source of this 414-nucleotide messenger RNA. RefSeq lists its product as uncharacterized. The coding region runs from base 10 to 414 and encodes 134 amino acids. Gene Ontology annotation, biological process: mitophagy. The transcript has 2 exons. The record is from RefSeq and is a predicted model, not a curated record. NCBI's taxonomy places the organism in Eukaryota, Fungi, Basidiomycota, Agaricomycetes, Agaricales, Mycenaceae. Gene Ontology annotation, molecular function: mitochondrion autophagosome adaptor activity.